Molecule: messenger RNA, 1856 nt
Organism: Salvelinus namaycush (lake trout)
Lineage: Eukaryota; Metazoa; Chordata; Actinopteri; Salmoniformes; Salmonidae
Product: sodium- and chloride-dependent transporter XTRP3-like
Exons: 11
Coding region: 1-1803 (600 amino acids)
Biological process (GO): sodium ion transmembrane transport
Cellular component (GO): plasma membrane
Molecular function (GO): L-proline transmembrane transporter activity
Source: RefSeq, a predicted model, not a curated record
AUGGGGAAGGACGCCGCAAGAGCAGAGUGGGACAAUCCCAUGCAAUUUGUCCUGGCGUGUGUAUCAUACGCGGUUGGACUGGGAAAUGUGUGGCGUUUUCCAUACUUGUGUCAAAUGCAUGGCGGGGGUGGGUUCCUGAUCCCAUACAUGCUCAUGCUGGUCCUGUUGGGGGUACCCCUGUUCUACAUGGAGUUAGCCAUUGGCCAGAAGAUGCGUCUGGGCAGCAUUGGAGCAUGGAGAGCUAUUAGCCCCUAUCUGGGGGGAGUAGGUCUGGCCAGUGUUGUGACCUCCAUGUACCUAUGCCUCUAUUACAACGUCAUCAAUGCAUGGAGUUUCUGGUACCUCUUUCAUUCAUUCCAGUCGGUCCUGCCAUGGGCAGAGUGCCCGGUUAACAGCAACCUGACUGGCCAUGUGGAGGAGUGUGAGCGGGCCACGCCCACACAGUACUUCUUCUACAGAGAGACCCUGGACAUCUCCGGGUCCAUCGAGGAGAACGGAGGGAUUCACAUGGGACAGGCACUCUGCCUCCUGCUGGCCUGGAUUAUUGUCUACCUGUUCAUCGUCAAGGGGGUCAAGUCCACCGGGAAGGUGGUGUACUUCACAGCCACAUUCCCCUACCUGGUCCUCAUCAUCUACCUCAUCCGUGGGGUCACCCUUCAUGGAGCCAUCAACGGUGUAAAGUACAUGUUCACGCCCAAGAUGGAACAGCUGGCUAACCCCACUACGUGGAUCAACGCGGCCACUCAGGUCUUCUUCUCUCUGGGCCUGGGCUUUGGAUCCCUCAUCGCCUUUGCCAGCUACAACCAGUACAACAACAACUUUGAGAAGCAGGCCAUUGUCGUGUCCAUGGUCAACAGCAGCACCUCCAUCUUCGCCAGUAUCGUCACCUUCUCCAUCUAUGGCUUUAAGGCCACCUUCAACUACGAGAGCUGCUUGGAGAGAGUGCGACUGCUGCUCCUGAACACCUUUGAUCUAGCAGAGGACACCAUCAGUCUGGAGAAUGUCAACCACUGGAUCGCUGAGCUGAACAGGACACAACCAGAACAGUUUGCCAGUCUGGGAGGUAGGCUGGAGACCUGUGACCUAGAGGCUGAACUAGACACGGCUGUUGAGGGUACAGGCCUGGCCUUCAUAGUGUACAGUGAGGCCAUUAAGAACAUGCCCGUGUCUCAGCUGUGGUCUGUGCUCUACUUCAUCAUGCUGCUGCUGCUGGGCAUGGGCAGUAUGCUGGGCAACGUCAUCGCCGUCAUCACCCCCCUCAGUGACUUGAAGUUCAUCAGCCACUACAUGAGCACCAAAACACUCAAUGGUCUGGUGUGUCUAUUCUGCCUGCUGCUUGGCCUGGGCUUCACCACCCGCUCUGGGAACUACUGGUUCACCAUGUUCAAUGACUAUGGAGCCACCUUCUCUCUGCUCUUCAUCGUCCUCAUUGAAGUUAUCACCGUCUGCUACAUAUAUGGCAUCAAAAGGUUUGAGAAGGAUGUAAAAGACAUGUUAGGUCAUCGUCUUAACUGGUACUGGAAGAUCAUGUUGGCAGGAGUCAGUCCCAUCCUCCUCAUUGCACUAUUCAUCUUCUACAUCGUCAACUACAUCCAGGGAGGAACACCCACAUACCAGGCCUGGAACAAAGAACUGGGGAAGUCUGUGGUGACGGAGUAUCCUCCCUAUGCCCAAGCCUUCAUUGGCCUCCUCCUAGCCUCCUCUGUCUGCUGUAUCCCUUUGACGGCCCUCUACACCUACUGUAAGAAGAGGAACCUGGCCAGUGGGAAGAGAGAGCGCACGGUCAGCACUGUGUCAGCGUAAAGACCGACGUAUUGGUUGACAGACGGAGUGACACAAGGCAGAGCUGCUACAUU